GAAAAAUAUAAUCUUACAAGAAUGGUUUUCUCUAAAAAGUUUCAAUUUCUGAUUCCCUUUUUCCUCUUUAUGCUGCAUCUCCAUGCAUCCACUGCACAAAACAUAGGAGGGUAUUGGUUCGCUGGUAGUGGUUUUCCUGCAUCAAACAUCAACUCCACAUUGUUCACCCAUCUCUUUUAUGCCUUUGCCGACAUUAACUCUAUCACUUACAAUGUCACAAUUUCCUCUUCAAACUCUGUUCAGCUCUCAACCUUCACCCAAACCGUUCAGCAAAAGAACCCUUCUGUUAAAACCCUAUUAUCCAUAGGAGGUGGAGCUUCCAAUUCAUCAACCUUUUCAGCAAUGGCAAGUCAACCCAGUUCGCGAAAAUCGUUCAUCGACUCGGCAAUACAGCUAGCCCGAUCAAACAACUUACACGGCAUUGACGUGGAUUGGGAGUCUCCAUCAACUCCGUCAGACAUGCAAAACUUUGGCCAACUCGCCAGAGAAUUCAGAACAUAUCUGCUUAGCGAAGCUAGAGACUCAGGGAAGUCAGCUUUGCUCCUUAGUGCUGCCUUAUUUCGCUCUUCAAACUACUACUCAUUGGAUUUGCCUGCUAAAGCAAUCAAUGAUAGUUUUGACUUUAUAAAUGUAAUGACUUAUGAUUUCCACGGUCCAAAUUGGUUCCCCAAUAGAACGGCACCACCGGCUGCGUUGUAUUUUCAGCCAAAUUCUGGAGCCUACCAAGUCGGCGGAGAUCAAGGAAUCAGUUCUUGGAUUGCAGCCGGUGUUUCUCCACGAAAAAUAUCAAUGGGUAUACCCUAUUAUGGCUAUGCAUGGCGUUUGAGAAAUGCUAGUAACAAUAGAUUGUAUGCUCCGGCUAAUGGUUCUGCCUUUGGUGGAGAUGGGUCCAUGGGGUACAACCAGAUUAGGGCAUUUGUGAGCCAGAAUGGAGCUCGGUGUGUGUACAACUCAACCGUGGUCACAGAUUAUUGCUCUUCUGGGACAACAUGGAUUGGCUACGAUGAUGUUCAGAGUGUAACUGCUAAGGUUAAUUAUUGCAAGAGUAAGGGUUUGUUUGGCCAUUUUGUUUGGCAGGUCGGUGCUGACAACAAUUGGAAUCUUUCUCGAACAGCUUACAAUACGUGGAAGAUGUAGGUACUAUUAUACCAAGAGUUCAAAUGUAAAAAGUCAUGCUUUGACUUCAUGAAUAAAUCUCAGGUGCCAUGUCCUCUUAUUACAAAGAUAAAUAAAUAUAUGUAUUUGUGUUCUUCGGUGGUUAUUAUAUAAUUUUUAUGUGAUGUUUGUAAUAUCUUCAAUAUAAUAAUGUCAUAUUCAAAGGUUGCUAAUAAUAUUUAUCUCUUUUAA
Messenger RNA from Vigna angularis (adzuki bean), 1347 nucleotides. RefSeq names its product class V chitinase. Gene Ontology annotation, molecular function: chitin binding; chitinase activity. Lineage: Eukaryota; Viridiplantae; Streptophyta; Magnoliopsida; Fabales; Fabaceae. The record is from RefSeq and is a predicted model, not a curated record. Gene Ontology annotation, cellular component: extracellular region. The transcript has 2 exons. Gene Ontology annotation, biological process: carbohydrate metabolic process; chitin catabolic process. The coding region runs from base 22 to 1137 and encodes 371 amino acids.